AAACCAAACCCAUUUGAAAAAAAAACCAAGAAGUGUUAAUUGCAAAUACAAUACUCAAAGAACCAAACACAAAUCCUCUUAUUUCAUUUACCUUAACUCUCUUUACCUCCAAAAAUAUUAAUUCAAACAAGAAAAGAAAGGAAUUACAUAGUCCUAUAUAUUUCCCUAUCAUUUUCGAAUCCUAUAGAAUCUUUUCUUUUCCUUCCUCAACAUGACAACAUUCAUCACAACAUUGUUUAUUUUUCUAGCAUUUUCUCUCCAUGCAGAUAUUGGAUAUUGUUUUGGAAUCAACUAUGGUCAAGUAGCUAACAAUUUGCCACAGCCUGAUAAAGUUCUUGUACUAUUGAGCACUCUCAACCUCACAAAAACAAGAAUCUAUGACACAAAUCCACAAAUUCUUGGUACAUUUUCAAAAUCAAAUAUUGAAGUAAUUGUGACGGUUGAAAAUGAAAUAUUGAACCAAUUAGAUGAUCCACAACAAGCACUUCAAUGGGUAAAUAGUCGUAUAAUACCGUACCUACCAAAUACAAAAAUAACUGGAAUUCAGGUAGGUAACGAAGUUUUCACUGAUGAUGAUACAACUCUUCUUCAACAUCUUGUUCCGGCCGUGAUUAAUAUCUACAAUGCUUUAGCUCAUUUAGGUUACUCAAACAUUUGGGUUUCAACUCCGAGUUCUUUAGCAGUGUUGGAAACUUCAUACCCUCCUUCGGCGGGUAGUUUCAAAGGCGAAAUUGCUAGCAUGAUGUACCAAUUUUUGAACUUCUUGCAAACAACAAAAGCACCUUUUUGGAUCAAUGCUUACCCUUAUUUUGCUUACAAAGAUGAUCCAGAUUCAAUUCCUUUGGAUUAUGUUUUAUUUAAUCCUAAUCAAGGAAUGGUUGAUCCUAAUACAAAUCUACAUUAUGAUAACAUGCUUUAUGCUAUGGCUGAUGCUGUUUCAUUUUCGAUUGCGAAAAUGGGAUUUAAAGGGAUUGAAGUUAGAGUAUCUGAGACAGGUUGGCCUUCUAGAGGCGACCCAAAUGAGGUUGGUGCUUCUCCGCAAAAUGCUGCAAUUUAUAAUAGGAAUUUGUUGAAACGACAAAUGGCGAAUCAAGGGACACCCUUGAAUCCUAGAAUGAGGUUGGAGGUUUAUUUGUUUGCAUUGUUUAACGAAGAUUUGAAACCUGGACCAACUUCAGAACGAAAUUAUGGUCUUUUUAGACCUGAUGAAUCUAUGACUUAUAAUGUGGGGAUUUCUACCCUUGCAACACCAUCUUCAUCAUCUUCAUCACCAUCAGAUUCCGGUUCAUUUCCUAUUGAAUCCUCUGCCACUAAGAUUAAGGUAGCACAAAAGGGAUACCAAAACUUGGUGUAUUGGAUGUUUGUAUAUGUGUUGAUUUCAAUCCUUUAUGUGUGAUGACUAUCCCAUAAUUGUGGGAAUCAUUUCUUAUAUGCAUUAAGUAGAGUUGGGAUUGUACUUCUUUCAAAGUGGCUAAAAAAUAGACCCAACUCUUGAAACAAAGGUACUUUCAGAAUCAUAUCUCAAAAUUAAAGGUACCUAUAUUGCAAAAAAAUAGGACCAACACACUUUCCAAACAAUUGGGCAACAAAAUCAGGAAUAUGAUACUCAAAGAAAGGAAUUCAAUGGAGAAAUGGAAGAUUACACACAUGUCUUUGUCAAGUUCUUCCACUCACCCCACCAUUAUGUCACAUUCUAGCUAUUAGCAUGUGGAGGUGACACAAAACUUAACUUAUUUAGGUAGAUAGGGGACAAAAGCCAUCUCAUUCUUUCGAUGCAAGAUGUUGCAAAAGCAUAAACUCUAGUUUUUAUUUUAAUUGUUUUAAUUACCAAUUAUAUAACAUGUAUAUUGUUCAUUAUGUGAAUUUAAUUUCACUUUUGUUUCUAUCUUGCAUUUCGGGUAUUUAUGUCUACAA
This is a messenger RNA of Trifolium pratense (red clover), 1914 nucleotides long. Its product is annotated as glucan endo-1,3-beta-glucosidase 14-like. The coding region runs from base 212 to 1396 and encodes 394 amino acids. Lineage: Eukaryota; Viridiplantae; Streptophyta; Magnoliopsida; Fabales; Fabaceae. The transcript has 3 exons. Gene Ontology annotation, cellular component: plasma membrane. Gene Ontology annotation, biological process: carbohydrate metabolic process. Gene Ontology annotation, molecular function: hydrolase activity, hydrolyzing O-glycosyl compounds. The record is from RefSeq and is a predicted model, not a curated record.